Penicillium angulare is the source of this 3513-nucleotide messenger RNA. RefSeq names its product DEAD/DEAH box helicase. The coding region runs from base 1 to 3513 and encodes 1170 amino acids. NCBI's taxonomy places the organism in Eukaryota, Fungi, Ascomycota, Eurotiomycetes, Eurotiales, Aspergillaceae. The record is from RefSeq and is a predicted model, not a curated record. Gene Ontology annotation, cellular component: cytoplasm. Gene Ontology annotation, molecular function: ATP-dependent chromatin remodeler activity; ATP binding. The transcript is spliced from 3 exons.
AUGGCGGACUCUGAUAAGGGUCCCGAGUUUGAACAAACGGUGAAGAUUCUUUGCGAUGAUGUGGAUUUUUACAACUUUAUCCUCGAAGAUCAGCAAACAUCUGCACCUGAUGAUCAUGAUGCCAUCUCAGAAACCCGUGACCACAUCAAACGGCUCCAAGCAGAAAUUGGCAAGCUUCUGGGAAACGUUGCCUUGAAUUCCCCUCAACCAUCAGCCCCGGCAACACCGCAACGUCUUCCACAACAGCCUACUGCAACGCCGCCUGUACUCACUAGAGAACCUCAGAGCAUGCCAUCACACACCCCAAACAGGAUUGGAGAUCCUUCAUCAACUCCUGGUACUUACUGGCCAUCUUCUGCGCCGUCUCCUUUUUUGAAUCACCCGAACGCCCCCAUUCAACCAUACUACGCCCCGCAUGGUCAUCCCAUGCUGCCUCAUCCUUCUGGGCAAGCAUAUUACCCCGGCCCUUCUUCCUCAAAAAAUCGACUGCCUGCUUUUUCUGCUAACGGGUCUCGCAAGCGUACCCGAGAAGACUCCAAUAAUUUGCAAAAUCCGCGACAGCCAUCCAAGAAAGCAACUAUUAACAGCUCUCAAAGGCGAGUCGAGGAGCUUGAGGUAAAGCUGGACAUGCAGCUGGAGGAAAACCGACGGACUUACGCCAUCAUGAGAGAUCCCGAAGAAGUUAAGAAAUCAGCUAGGCUCGAGGGAUUAAGCGAAGAGCAGGUGUUGCUGGACAUCGCCGAAGAAGAAGCGGAGAAUGCCAAGUGCAUCCGAACUUUUAUUCAGGCUGAGAAGGAUGAGGAAUACGCUCGCAUAAUACAAGCUCAAGAUGAUGAAUAUACGGAGUCUUACCCCUCCACACAUCCGAGCUUCAAUAUCCCUGAUCGGACCCAUUACCCCCAUCCUGUCGUCAAGCAGGAACCAUAUCUGAACCCCAAAACCGACUAUCGUAACCCCAAUCCAAUAUACUUGGAUUCCGAUGAUGAUAUUGAGGAGAUCACUCCGGAUACCUUCUUCUCUGGUGGAAGGGGUUCUCUACCUUGGCCUUCGCAAAGUAUCCCGAACAAAGGUGGCCUCUACCCGUCGCAACCUUUGCUGCCAAUGCCAGGGAGCUUUCCCGGGAUGCCACCGUCGAUGGGAAUGACCAACCCCCAUAUGGGCUGGAACCCUAUGAAACUUGGUCCGCCAGCCCCAUCGUCUCUUCCUUAUCCAUCACAAUUACUUGGCAGCACCCCUUCUAGACGACUCCCAUGGAUGCCGGGCCAGCAGCAUCCUGAGAUGAAGGCGUUCGAUCUUGUCCGUGAGCAGCAAGAUAUGGAAGAGGAUACGAUUGAUUUCGAGGCGUACAAGGAAUCAGAUUUCCCUGACGAUAUCAAGAACUUGCUUACAGGUAUCAAAAAUAUCAACGAUGCAACAAAAGCAAACAAUGAUGAGAAGCCUCAAGCCUUGAAGGUCACAUUGAUGAAGCACCAGACGAUUGGCUUGGCAUGGCUCAAGGCAAAGGAGGAGAGUAACCACAAAGGUGGAAUCCUGGCAGAUGAUAUGGGCCUUGGGAAAACUAUCCAAACCAUUGCCCUCAUGAUUGCUCGCCCACCGACUGAUCCUGAUCGCCAUCCAAGUCUAAUCGUCGCUCCGAAAGCCUUAAUGGAACAGUGGAGACUUGAGAUUGGUCGACACGUCAAUCCUGGCCACAAAUUGUCUGUGUUCAUCUAUCACGGUCUGGGAGGACGUCAUAUUCCUUGGAGAGACCUUAAGAAGAACGAUGUAAUCAUCACAACAUUUGGCACGUUGACUGCUAACUACAAGUACAUAGACCAGUCAGAAAAACUCCAGGAGGAAGGCAAAGACGCCAGUAUCGUUCGACACGUCCGGGAAAAAGCGGUGCUGUUUAGCCCCGCUGCAAAAUGGUAUCGCGUGAUCAUCGACGAAGCUCAAAAUAUCAAAAACCCAGCAGCGAAGUCAGCGAGAGCAUGCUGCCGUCUUGACGCUACUUAUCGUUGGUGCUUAACUGGAACGCCCAUGAUGAAUCGUCUCGAGGACUUUCAGUCUUUGCUAGCUUUUCUUCGGAUCCGACCAUACAACAACAAAGAGAAAUUUAAAAGAGACUUUGUCAAGCCUAUCAAGGCGCAAUGGGGCGAUGAUCAUAUCAUGAAACAAUUACGUGUUCUGGUCAAAUCAGUCUGUUUACGUCGGACGAAGAAAACAAAGAUUGAUGGACAGCCGAUUCUGCAACUUCCACCAAAGGUCAUUGAGAAGAUCCAUGUUGUUUUCAAUGAAGAGGAGAAGGCGGUCUACGAUGAGCUCAGCUCCGAUACACAGAGAGUGAUUACCAGAUACUUGGACAACGGCACUCUGGGCAAGAAUUACAGUCACGUCUUGGUUCUUCUUCUUCGACUCAGACAGUGCUGUGAUCAUCCCCUCCUGAUUCGGGGCUUCAACAAUGAUGGCUCGACAACCGUGCAGGGCGUUGAUCUGGUUGCGAACGCGAAACUAUUAAGCGCGGCGACGGUGGAGCGUAUUAAGAGCAACACAGACGAUGAUGAUGGUGCUUGCCCUAUCUGUAUGGACAGUAUUGAAAAUGCGGUCAUCUAUAUCCCUUGUGGACACUCGCUCUGUUCAGAGUGCUUCGCGCGCAUAUCAGAUCCCACAAUGCUUGCUCGACAGGAUUCCGAUGCACCCGGUAUGAUCAAGUGUCAAAACUGCCGUGGUCCAGUUGACCCUCUCAAAGUCACGGAUUCCACAUCAUUUAAGAAGGCUCAUGACCCAGCCGAUAGCACAGAGGAAGGAUCCGACGAAUCAGCACAGCAAACUGAGGACUCUGGCUCCGAAGCCUAUGAUACGGAUUCCGAUUCCGCCACCGAACCUGAUGGAUCUGAUAAAAAGCCCAAGAAGAAAUCUCUCGCGGACCUGCGCGCCGCCGGAUUGCGGAACAAAGCCGAAAAGAAAAAGUACCUCCGUCGUCUAGAGAAAAUGUGGACCCCAAGUGCCAAAAUCGACAAGUGCAUUGAGAUCCUCGAAGCAAAUGAGGCUCGUGGGGCUGGUGAGAAAACUAUUGUCUUCAGCCAGUUCACCUCUCUUCUGGAUCUUUUGGAAAUCCCAAUGAAUCGCCGUGGAUGGGCAUAUGUCCGCUUCGAUGGCACAAUGAACAUUCAUGACCGCAACGCAUCUGUCGCUGCGUUUACUGAUGAUCCCGAUUGUAAGGUUAUGAUUGUUUCGCUUAAGGCUGGAAAUGCAGGACUGAACCUCGUCGCUGCUUCUCAUGUUAUUCUUUUCGAUCCCUUCUGGAAUCCCUAUGUUGAGGACCAGGCAAUCGAUCGUGCUCAUCGUAUUGGUCAAACAAAGGAUGUCUUUGUUCAUCGAUUGCUUAUUGAAGGCACAGUUGAAGAUCGCAUUGUUGAAUUGCAGGAGAAGAAGCGAGAACUGAUUGGUGGUGCACUGGAUGAAGGUGGCACAAUGAAUGUCUCUCGACUCGAUACGAGAGAACUGGCUUAUCUAUUUGGCGUGACGGCUUAA